Messenger RNA from Penicillium digitatum Pd1, 519 nucleotides. Its product is annotated as U6 snRNA-associated Sm-like protein LSm1. Gene Ontology annotation, molecular function: RNA cap binding. Lineage: Eukaryota; Fungi; Ascomycota; Eurotiomycetes; Eurotiales; Aspergillaceae. Gene Ontology annotation, cellular component: Lsm1-7-Pat1 complex; P-body. The record is from RefSeq and is a predicted model, not a curated record. Gene Ontology annotation, biological process: deadenylation-dependent decapping of nuclear-transcribed mRNA.
AUGGAGCGCCUAUCUCUAAACGAAAGCCCUGCCCUGGCCCAUCGAACCCCGCAGCAAAACCAACAGUUCUCCCAGAAUGCCCUUGGCCCAGCAGGCGGCCCACCGCAAUUACCUCCGCAGAUGUUCACGACCGCCGCACAGCUGCUCGAUCUAACAGAUAAGAAACUCGUCCUCAUCCUCCGCGACGGCCGCAAACUCAUCGGCGUCCUCCGAAGCUGGGACCAGUUCGCAAACCUUGUUUUCCAGGAUACCGUAGAGCGCGUUUACGCAGGACAUUUGUUCGCAGAUGUCCCGCGCGGGAUCUUCAUCGUUCGUGGAGAGAAUGUGCUCCUACUAGGUGAAGUGGACCUCGACCGCGAAGACGACAUCCCACCGACGCUGACCAGAGCCUCAUUUGAGGAAGUCUUCGAGCUGAAGAAGAAGGAAGACGCGAAGCGGAAAAAGGGCGAUAAGAAGCGGUACGAUGAGCUGCAGGCGCUCGGUUUCGAGCCAGAGCACAGUGGGGAGAUUUUGUUCUAG